Brassica napus (rape) is the source of this 2713-nucleotide messenger RNA. RefSeq lists its product as uncharacterized. NCBI's taxonomy places the organism in Eukaryota, Viridiplantae, Streptophyta, Magnoliopsida, Brassicales, Brassicaceae. The record is from RefSeq and is a predicted model, not a curated record. Bases 317 to 1435 code for a protein of 372 amino acids. The transcript is spliced from 4 exons.
UACCUUGACUGGGCUUGUACUUUUUUAAUAUAUAAAAAUGUAAUAUAAAAAUUGAGUAAGGCAGCAAAAGAAAAAAAAUGAUGAAAACAAUUCUUAACCGUUAAAAGAAUUAGGUAAACAAUGGAUUCAUGGUCCAUUCAUUUUUCUUAUAACCAAAAUAAAUUUGACAGGAAAAAUCAGAAAGGCAAAAGUAGUUAAGGAAAGACUUGAUGGUAAAGAAACUUGAGGAACAAGGCUAUUCAUAUUUAUUUAAGGUGAUGAGAGUCGUUGUUACCACCAACUAAUGUUUCAAUUAGGAUUUUAGCAUCACACCAGUAUGAGUUCUCCGCUUCUCAGCCGUCUCUCGAGGCUCCGUUUGAGGAAACCACCUGCGCUAGGAGUUAGACACCUGGGUGGCGCUCGGUUAUUGUCCGAAACCCCUCUAUGUCACAUCUACGGCGUUGAACAUUGUGGAGAGGAUCAGGUUAAAGGGAAUAUCGGUAGACUCAUGAUCACAGAUUUUUCUGGGCCUAGUUGUUGGACCAGGGUUUUGGAAAAGACGGUGCCCAUGGAGAUGAUGACAGAAAGGGGAACGAUGGGAGCAUCUCAUGGCUGGGUAUUGACUUGGAGAGACGGCUGCCCGUAUCUUGCAGAUGACCUCAACCCGGGAGCGUCGUCUUCAGCUUUCAGUGGAAUCACACUGCCUCAUUUCGAAACUCUUCCUCAUUGCCAAACAAAACUGGUAACCAACGUGGCCAUGUCAUCCUCCUCUCCUCGUGACGACUGCAUUUUGGCCGUCAAGUUCGCUGGACCUCAACUCAGCCUAUGCAGGCCCGGUGGGAAGAAUAACAAGUGGGUCAACAUCAAAAUCGAAUACCCCGGCUUCUCCUCCUCCCGAGUCAUCUAUUCAAAGAUGGAUAACAAGUUCGCCAUGGUGGCUUCUGGGGGCAGAAGCAUAGGAUCCUGGAAUCUUGUUGAUGAAACGUUUAAGGUGGAGACGUGUAGCGUUGUCCUUCCUGAGCUGUUGGAGUCAGAAUGGGAAGAAUUAGACUCGUGUUGCAAGACCGAAGAGUUGGUGGAGUCGAGAUCGACGAAAGAAAUGUUUAUGAUUAAGCGGUUCAGAAAGAGAAAUAACGAGGAGGGUUGUGGUGGGAGGAUGGAAGAGCAUAAAAUGUGGGUGUUCGAGCUACAGUAUUCAAAUUGGCGUUACACUCAAGACAUUGGUGAUCUCUGCAUUUUCCUCUCAAAGUCUGAGCCUUUCUGUCUCAAGGCUAGCUCCCACCAGAAAUGCAAAAACUCCAUCUAUUUCUUAGACAAAACCGAACGUGGAAUAUUCACUAUCGCUGAUAAGUGUAAGACUAGUAACUUCUCCAAUUUCACUGCCCCUUACUUCAUUCCACCUCAAUCUUACCUCAACGCUAGUCGUAGCAAGCCAUCUUCUACGUUUUUCUUUUAAUGUAGUAUCUUUUUUUUGCUUUGCCCGAAUGUUCUUCAAAAGUAUGUCUGUAUUUGAAGGUAAACUGCAUUACAUAUCUAAUGUAGGAGGUUGAGUUUGUUGUUCUCUUCUACCACAGACCAGUAUCUCAUUUUACAUGCUAAAUGAAACUGAUCAUGCCAAAGAGAAACAAUGUUGCCACAUGAAAGGAAAACAAGGGGGAUACAUUAGCCAGUGAAGAAUCUACUUGAUUACAUAAAAGCUCAUAUCCUAAACACACACGCAUAGAUAUCACAACACUUGACUUGAAUUGUUUUCAUAGUUUUACUCAUCACAGCUUCCAUUUUCUCGUACUCAAACUCCUUUGUCUUGAUCCCACAUUCCUCCUGCAUUGCCAUUACAAGGCUCUUCCUUCUGAAAGCUGCCCAUAUAGCGAAGAACACAAGCCCUGUAGAUCCAAAGGUCAUUACAAAGCAAGUCACAAUCUCCCAAGCCCUCGCUCUUCGCCUCGCCUAUAAGCUUCUCCACCAUAAUGGCCGCUCACCCUGGUAAUCUUUGCAGUUCUCUCCACAGUGGUUGGUUAUUGUGCCAAAACAUACUUCACUUUAAGUGUUUUCUAUUUUCUCCUUUUCCCUUCAUUCUUGUGUGUUAGUUAGUCUUAUCGCAGACUUGUUUUACUUCAGUUUCCAGCAGAAGAUGGCGACGUACCAGAACCUGAUAACGCAGUCAAUGUAUGAUAAACAACUAGACAGCGGCAAGGGAACGCUAUUACACUUGUGCGAUGACGUUAUUCAGCAAGAAGUAAAAGAGGUGAUGAUUUCCUUCUACAUACUAAUGGAGCAGGGGAAAGCUACCUUGGAGGAUCUGGAUCUGAGAUGUGAGGAACUGAUAAAGGAAGAGUUUGGUGAGAGGUGUAACUUUGAUGUGGACGAUGCAGUUCAAAAGCUAGAGAAGUUGGGGAUCGUUGCCCGUGACCCCAUUGGAAGGUACUACUGCAUAGGGCUGAAGCGAGCCAACGAGAUCAUAGGGACCACCACCGAGGAGCUUGUCCUUAAGGCCAAACAGGGCGUCACCCCUUCUUGAACUCUUACUACCUUCUCUUCUCUUCUUUAACAUUUGUUCUCUACUCAUUUCGCUAAAACUCAAAGUGACGAAUGUUUUGUCGGUUGUUUACAAAAUCCAAAUGCAACAAAUCAAUUCACCGUAAAUAAUUGUCUGAUAUGAACGCAUGCAAUAUACAAUAUUGAACUAUAUUGAUACGGGGCAAGCCUGAAGAAUUUUUAAGGAAGACCUACAAAA